AUGAAAGCCAGAGUUAAGCUUAUAAGUCAUAGUCAAAAUUCUCACACUCGAGAUGCUAAUUCUACAACCCUUGCAGAAAAGAGGCCGCAACCUUCAGAAGAGCCAUCCGAAGAAGAUAGGACUCCAAAGGAAAGUAAAAUAAGUCGUUGGCUAAAGGUUUUAAGAAGACAGUUUGAUAUUUGGUUCCCUGAAACAAUACCAACAAUGAAGUUGAGAUACGAGUUAUUUAAGAAGAACUUCAUUAAAGAAGUUUUCAACUCAAAAGCAUUCAUGUACCCAUUUUUAGGAUUCUAUGAAGUACUCACAAAUACCGUUUACUGGAAACAUAUUUUACUGUUUGCUGUUUGUUAUGCUUUGAUUUUUGUUACCAUUGCUGGCUUUUUUUACGUCACCCUUGUACCAGUGUUAGUGACAUGGGCAAUAUUAUUAUUAGGCCCUCUUGGUGUUAUUUUAGUUCAUAUUCAAUGGAUUCUACAAACGAAUGUUUUAACUGCUUUUGUUUGCAGAACACUAGUGUUGACUCAUAUUACAAAUCAGAUAUUCGAUAUUUCUUUGGUAUUGCAAGAUCAAAACGAAUUCCUCAACGAGGUGAAGGUUUUACCAAAACUACAAAAAUCGCAUAGGAAAAUUGAUGAGCCUGAUGCCGUGAGAAAUUUCAAUACAAUAAAGGGAAAUUGGGCUUUUAAAGUCCCCAAACUACUAUUCAGAUUGUUUUUUAAACUGACUAAUUUCACUUCAAUAACACUUCUGUCACUAAUUCCUAUAAUAGGGCCCAUAUUAGCAAACCAACUGAUGGCCCCAAGAAGAAGCUUCACCUAUUUACAAAGGUACUUCCUACUAAAGGGGUUCAGUAAGAAACAGGCUAAAGAUUUCCAAUAUGAGCAUUACGCAAGUUUCAUAUGCUUCGGGAUGUCUGCUGGCUUAUUGGAGUUAAUACCAUUCUUCACAAUAGUCACCAUAUCUAGUAAUACCGUUGGUGCAGCGAAAUGGUGUUCUUCGUUGCUAAAAGGGGAAAGAGAGAAGAAGCAAGAUUAG
Messenger RNA from Saccharomyces mikatae IFO 1815, 1035 nucleotides. It is a transcript of the gene RRT8, whose product is annotated as Rrt8p. Gene Ontology annotation, cellular component: prospore membrane; lipid droplet; ascospore wall. The coding region runs from base 1 to 1035 and encodes 344 amino acids. The record is from RefSeq and is a predicted model, not a curated record. The transcript has 2 exons. Lineage: Eukaryota; Fungi; Ascomycota; Saccharomycetes; Saccharomycetales; Saccharomycetaceae.